Hipposideros armiger (great roundleaf bat) is the source of this 1272-nucleotide messenger RNA. It is a transcript of the gene GNPTG, whose product is annotated as N-acetylglucosamine-1-phosphate transferase subunit gamma. Bases 54 to 962 code for a protein of 302 amino acids. Gene Ontology annotation, cellular component: Golgi apparatus. Lineage: Eukaryota; Metazoa; Chordata; Mammalia; Chiroptera; Hipposideridae. The transcript is spliced from 11 exons. The record is from RefSeq and is a predicted model, not a curated record.
GUGACUCGGCGGCGCUCAGGUGACCACGCGCCCGCCCCGCUUCCGGCGAAGUGAUGGCGGCGAGGCUGGUGCCGUGUUUGCUGCUGUUCGGGCUCGCGGCGCGCGGGCCGGCGUCCAAGAUGAAGGUGGUGGAGGAGCCCAACACAUUCGGGCUCAACAACCCGUUCCUGCCCCAGACCAGUCGCCUUCAGCCCAAGAGGGAGCCUUCACCCGUGUCUGGGCCCGCGCAUCUCUUCAGACUUUCUGGCAAGUGCUUCAGCCUGGUGGAGUCCACGUAUAAGUACGAGUUCUGCCCAUUCCACAAUGUGACCCAGCAUGAGCAGACCUUCCGCUGGAACGCCUACAGUGGGAUCCUCGGCAUCUGGCAUGAGUGGGAAAUCACCAACAACACCUUCAGGGGCAUGUGGAUGAGGGACGGCGACUCCUGCCGCUCCCGUAGCCGGCAGAGCAAGGUGGAGCUUACCUGUGGAAAAAGCAACCGAUUGGCUCAUGUGUCUGAGCCAAGCACCUGUGUCUAUGCACUGACUUUCGAGACGCCCCUUGUCUGCCACCCCCACUCCUUGUUAGUGUACCCUGCCUUGCCCACGGCCCUACAGCGGAGGUGGGACCAGGUGGAGCAGGACCUGGCUGAUGAGCUGAUCACGUCCCAGGGCUACGAGAAGUUGCUCAGGGCACUUUUUGAGGAUGCUGGCUAUUUAAAGACCCCAGAAGAAAGUGAGUCUGCACAGCAGGAAGGCAGAGUCCAGGGCCUGGUGUUUGAGUCCCUGGAGAGCUGCAACAAGGCACACAAAGAACUGUCAAAGGAGAUUAAAAGACUUAAAAGUGUGCUGACCCAGCAUGGCAUCUCCUACACGAAACCUACGGAAACCUCCACCUCUGAACACUUGGGCUCCAAGACACCCAUAGCCAGGACAGCAGAGCAGCUACAAGGUGACCCAGGGUUGCGUGGGAACACCUUGUGACCUGGGACUGGCAUCCUACAGCAGGAAGGAGGCAGACCGGGACCCCGGUGCAGAACGCGCAGUCCCGGGAAAAGCAGUACAGGUGGAGGACACACAUUCUCUGUGCCAUCCCGUCAGCAGCUCUCAGGGCGGGGCUCAUAGAUGCAGGCAAAUAAAGAUUCAAAGUUUUAAUUAAUUCCCAUACUGAUAAAAAUAAUUCCAUGAAUUCUGUAAACCAUUGCAUAAAUGCUAUAGUGUAAAAAAAUUUAAACAAGUGUUAACAACUUUAAACAGUUCACUACAAGUAAAUGAUUAUGCAUUAUAAAUACUA